Exophiala mesophila is the source of this 2181-nucleotide messenger RNA. RefSeq lists its product as uncharacterized. NCBI's taxonomy places the organism in Eukaryota, Fungi, Ascomycota, Eurotiomycetes, Chaetothyriales, Herpotrichiellaceae. Gene Ontology annotation, biological process: transmembrane transport. The record is from RefSeq and is a predicted model, not a curated record. The transcript is spliced from 2 exons. Bases 160 to 1404 code for a protein of 414 amino acids.
CCGGGCUUUUCCAAUUAUUCUGCUCUGGACAUUCUGCAUCGUUUGCCCCUCGCCUCAAAACGUCGCAGGCAUUCUUCACUUCUGCAUGUUCUACUCGUCGCCAUUUGCAUGACAAUAUCUUUCCACCUUAACAUGCCCUGAUUGCCGACCGCAUUGUCGAUGCCUACCCGAGGCUCGAGCAAUGCAGCAACAACAUCGUCAUCAUCACACACUUCCGUCAUGGAAAGCUCCCCUUCUACUCGGUUGCUCGAGGAGCCCGUGCCUCGAGCACCGAGUCAGAGAAUCUUCAGCAACGAUGAUACCACGGUGACACGGGCGGCCUCUUUGAAAACCCCCUCGCCGCAGGCUACCCGGCUGGAUAAGAGGAGUUGGGACUACAUCGCCCGCACAGGACUGGCGGGAGGAUUGGCAGGAUGUGCGGCCAAAACAGUCGUCGGCCCUCUCGAUCGUGUGAAGAUUCUCUUCCAAGCCUCAAACCCCCAAUUCGCAAAAUAUACUGGCAGUUGGUUUGGCGUCUUUACUGCAAUGCGUGACAUCAAUCACCAGUCGGGCCUCCGCGGCUUGUUCCGUGGCCACUCUGCCACCAUUCUGCGCGUGUUUCCUUAUGCCAGCAUCAAAUUCCUGGCUUAUGAACAGAUACGAGCAAUUAUUAUCCCAAACAAAGCUCAUGAAACCCCAGUCCGACGGUUUUUAUCAGGCUCACUGGCCGGUGUCACUUCCGUCUUCUUCACCUAUCCUCUCGAGGUCAUCCGUGUCCGCUUGGCUUUCGAAACGAAACAAGAUUCACGCUCUUCCCUAGCUCGCAUUUGUCGGCAGAUUUAUCAUGAACACCCUCCCCAGCCUCAAGCGUUAGCAGGCAACGGUUCGAUAGCCGCUGCUUCGAACAUUGCGACUCAGGCAAUUCCUAAGACGGGUCUGGCCAACUUUUAUCGUGGCUUUUCCCCUACCAUCCUUGGCAUGCUCCCUUAUGCUGGCAUGUCUUUCCUGACACACGAUACAAUUGGUGACUGGUUCAGACAUCCCGUUUUGGCCCCUUACACCGUGAUGCGGUCUUCUGCGACUAGCAACACGGCCGCGGGCGAUGGCACAGAGGCUACCACAAAGACUUAUAAACGCGUACCGCUCACUGCCCCAGCUGAGUUGAUCUCUGGUGCCUUGGCCGGCCUGGUCUCCCAAACGGCCUCUUACCCUCUCGAAGUCAUUCGCCGCCGGAUGCAAGUUGGUGGCGCAAUUGGUGAUGGCCACAGGUUGAGCAUCGCCGAAACCGCCCGGCGCAUCUUUAUGGAAAGAGGCUGGAGAGGCUUCUUUGUCGGCCUCUCGAUCGGUUAUGUCAAAGUCAUCCCAAUGUCAGCCACUAGCUUCUAUGUCUGGGAGCGAGGAAAGUGGUUGCUUGGGGUUGACUGAGCAAACGCAAACCUGCCAUCUUGUACACUUUCACACCUGUGAACAAAUGGCCCAAUCCAGACUCACACAAAUCACCUAUCAGGUGAAUAUGAGGUCCUCCCCAAACAAGGCAUUCAGGGCACGACUCGACAAAUAUCUCUAUGCCAUAUAAUGACACGAAGAGCACACACAUAGCAACCGCUUAUGUGAAGUCUGCUCUGAUAUGCCCGCAACAAGGCCAUUGAAGAGGCUUGUUUUCUUUGAAUGGUAACUUGACCACUUUACCGACUCCACCAGCCAAUUCGGUUGGUGUAUCAGUCGUAAGCCAUCGAUCUAGCAUAGCACAGAAAGGAACAAUGAUCAACUCCAGCAGCCCUGCUCUAGGGACAGAUAUUCGCAGCAGAAUGAGUUUGCGAACAUCGCAACGUCGAGGCAGCACGCGAUAUUGAGGAAGGACUACCGCCUGUUGAAUUGGAUACGGGGCGUCGCUGCAAAUCCCACGAACGAGAUGUAUAUACAUAAGCUGCGAGCUUAUCACGCUUGCUGGACUCCUGUUAGCAACCCUGUACUUGCCACUUACCAAAUUUGUACAAAUUGACAGUCUGGGAAAGCGACCCAGAACCUUGUCGGCAGCAACUCCUUUGAUCUUGUUCUGUACCCGAAUCAGUGGCUACAAGUGGCCUUGGAUAUCAUCGUCCAAUACGCACUAUCUCUGAGGUUCAUGAGACCAUCUGGAGAGCAAUGAGAAUGUAUGAAGCAAGAAAUCGGUUCCACCCUUUCCAGUGUGGGUGGACAAAU